CUUGAACAACCAUACAACAGUCGAUCCUACCAACGACAAGACCACAGACGACAAUAACCCCUACAGUCCAACACAAAAAGCACACCUCCAACCGCACCCGCGAAAGGCAUCAAUCCCUCCACCCUAUCAAAGUCAAACCUCGAAUCCAUCCUCAAAUCAAUCAAUCUCCGCCGCAAAGCCCGGGGGGUGGGAAACACACACCCCAACCGCAACAACACCAAACCUCCUCAAAAAAAGGAAAAAAAGGAACAAUCCCACCGAAAUGAACUUCUUCCGCAUAACCCUCACCCGCUCGGCAAUCGGCCUCCCGCGCCGAACAACAGACGUCCUCAAAUCGCUCGGUCUCAAAAAGCGCAUGGGCACCGUCUUCCACCCCGUGUCGCAGGACAUCGCGGGCAAGAUCAUGCGCGUGAAGGAACUGGUCGAGGUCCGCGAGAUCCAUCUGGAACGCAAGCCGGACCCGGGGUAUUAUGUUGAGAAGAGGUCGACUGCGGAGUUCCUCGAGCAGAGGGGGCAAUAG
Messenger RNA from Aspergillus campestris IBT 28561, 520 nucleotides. Its product is annotated as mitochondrial 54S ribosomal protein uL30m. The coding region runs from base 263 to 520 and encodes 85 amino acids. Lineage: Eukaryota; Fungi; Ascomycota; Eurotiomycetes; Eurotiales; Aspergillaceae. The transcript is spliced from 2 exons. Gene Ontology annotation, molecular function: structural constituent of ribosome. Gene Ontology annotation, biological process: translation. The record is from RefSeq and is a predicted model, not a curated record. Gene Ontology annotation, cellular component: mitochondrion; large ribosomal subunit.